This is a messenger RNA of Oreochromis aureus, 4177 nucleotides long. Its product is annotated as GTPase IMAP family member 8-like. The record is from RefSeq and is a predicted model, not a curated record. Bases 253 to 2997 code for a protein of 914 amino acids. Lineage: Eukaryota; Metazoa; Chordata; Actinopteri; Cichliformes; Cichlidae. Gene Ontology annotation, molecular function: GTP binding. The transcript has 5 exons.
UUGGGCAGGCAGCUUACAGCCCACCUACAAAUUGUCCCCCUCUCUCACCCACCAACAUGAUCAGAGACACAAACAGACAAAGGAAGAAGCCGUGCUGUCUGUCCGAGCGUGCAGAGUUGUUCAGCUGCGAACUCAGAGCAAAGCAAACAGCAUCCUCCAACUCCAAAAUAGUCAUCCGAGUUGCAAAGAUCUUUUUCAGCACAAAUCUGAGGACACAGUAAAAAUCUUUGGUAUUUUUAACAGAGUGAUAUUAUGGCGGCAGCAGCACCUGCACGUGAACUCAGGAUAAUGCUGUUUGGAAAAAGUGAGAAGAAGAAAUCAGCCCUGGAAAAGCUCCUCGUUGGGAAGAAAGAGUCUAAAGGUUUUGGAGGAAAGCAAUCUGGUGCUGCCUCUGGAGAGUGGAACAGGAAACCUCCCACAGUUGUAAAAACUCCCGACAUCUUCAGUCUGCCUGUGGAAGCGCUGUUUAAAGUGAUGAAGAGCUGUGUGAGUCUCUGUCCUCCUGGACCAAACGUUCUGCUGCUGUUAGUGAAACCUUCUGACUUCACUGAGAAGAACAGACAAACUCUGAAUUUGGUCUUGAGCUUGUUUGGUCAAGAUGCUUUUAAUCACUCCAUCGUCAUCCGAACACAUAAUGAGGAAGGGAAUAACUCAGUGGAUAAACUCAUUGAAGAAUCCAAACAAAGGCAGCACUUCGUUAAUUUUGACAGAAAAGACUCCUUCUCAGAUUCCUCAGAGUUGAUGGAAGAAAUGAAUGAGAUGGUGAGUAAAAACUGUGGAAAAUAUCUAACGUUAAAAGAAGAGGUUAAACCCAAUCUGAAGUCCAGUCUGAACCUGGUUCUGUGUGGGAGGAGAGGAGCAGGGAAGACGUCAGCAGCCAAGGCCAUUUUAGGUCAGACUGAGCUUCAUUCAGUCUCCAACUCAUCAGAGUGUGUUAAACAUCAGGGAGAGGUGUGUGGACGUUGGGUUUCCCUGGUGGAGCUGCCUGCCCUGUAUGGAAAACCUCAGGAGGCAGUGAUGGAGGAAUCACUCAGGUGUAUCUCCCUCUGUGAUCCUGAGGGUGUCCAUGCCUUCAUCCUGGUCCUACCUGUGGCUCCCCUCACUGGUGAAGACAAGAGAGAGUUAAAGACCAUCCAGGACACAUUCAGCUCUCGAGUCAAUGACUUCACCAUGAUUCUGUUCACUGUGGACUCAGAUCCUACAGAUCCAGCUGUUGUUAACUUUGUAAAGGAAGACAAGAACAUCCAGCAGCUCCAUCAGACCUGUGGAGGAAGAGCUGUUGUUCUCAACAUCAAGGACAAAAAGCAGGUUCCAAAGUUGUUCAAGGUUGUAGAUAAAAUUAGUGAGGCCACGGACAAACCACACAGUUAUACAGCUACAACGUUUUUACAUGCACAAAUGGAAAAUGUUGUACAACUUAAGAAGAACAUGACCACUGGUGGAGAACAGGACUCAGACUGUCUCAGGAUUGUGCUGAUUGGGAAGACCGGCUGUGGAAAGAGCUCUACAGGAAACACCAUUUUAGGAAGAGACGAGUUUACAGCUGCAUCAAGUCAAAUGUCGGUCACAGCAUAUUGUAAGAAGGCAAAGGGUGAGGUGGACGGUCGUCCUGUUGUUGUGGUCGACACUCCAGGUCUGUUUGACACAGCUCUGUCAAAUGAUGAAGUUCAAGAAGAGAUGGUGAAAUGUAUCAGCCAGCUGGCUCCAGGACCACAUGUCUUCUUGGUGGUGAUACAGGUUGGCAGAUUCACAGAAGAGGAGAGAGAAACGACCAGACUCAUCAAGAAAUUCUUUGGGAAGAAUUCAGGAAAGUUCACCAUCAUCCUUUUCACCAGAGGAGACGAUCUGGAGCGUCAGGGAGAGUCUAUUGAUGAUUACAUCAAGAACAAAUGUCAUGAUUACUUUAAGAAGCUGAUCUCUAACUGUGGAGGAAGAUACCAUGUGUUCAAUAACUCUGAGAAACAAAACCGCACACAAGUCAGUAAUCUGAUAAAAAAGAUUGACACCAUGGUGAAGGACAAUGGAGGAAGCUUCUACACCAAUGAGAUGCUGCAAGAGGCUGAAGCAGCAAUAAAGAAGGAGAUGCAGAGGAUCCUGAAGGAGAAGGAAGAAGAGAUGCAGAAGGAAAAGGAAGAGAUUGAAAGAAAACAUAAGCAAGAAAUGAAAGCAAUGAAAAUAAGAAUGGAAGAAGAGAGAGAUAAAAUAGAAAAUGAGAGAAAACGGAAAGCUGAAGAACUCGAGGAAAUGAUGGAUAAAAUUAAGGAAGAACAAGAGAAGAGAAAAAAAGAAGAAGAAAUGAGAGAAGAGGAGGAAAAGAAAAAGGACACUGGAGAAGAAACAUAUCGACAACAAUUCAAAGAAGAACUUGAAAAGUUGGACAGACAAAUUCAGUUGGAAAAAGAGGCAAAGAAAAGUGUCGACAGACAGCUGGAAGAGACCAGAGAAGAGAUGCAACGAAAACAAGAAGCCUGGGAGAAAGAACGAAGAGAAGAGCGAGAGAAACAAAGACAAGAAGAUGAAAAGAGACGACAAGAGGAGGAAGAAAGAAUAGAAAAACUGCUGGAAAGUUACAAACAAGAAAAAAUAAAAUAUGAAAACAACAAAUUACAAGAGGAACAAAUAAGAAGAGAAAUGGAAAUAAUAGAGAACAAUCAUCAGAAAACACUGGAGGACCUAAAGAAGAGCUAUGAAAGAAAAGCCAGACAGAAAGCAGAAGAGUUCAACGAAUCCCAAAAGAAACACAUGGACGAAUUAAAUGCUCAGCGGGAAGAACAUGUGAAGGAAAUGAACGACUUAAUGAAACGUGUGACCAAGAAGAGCGAAAACCUGAGAAAGAUCAAACAUCUAGUGGAAAAACAUGAAAAAGAAAUGAGGAAUGGAAAAACUGAGGAAGACAAGGAAGAACUAGAGGAAGAACAUGAAAAACAAUUAAGUGAAUUGAUGCAAAAAAUCUUAAGUGAUGAGGUCAGUGACGCGUCAGCCUGCAGCAUUUUAUGACGAGAAAUGAAUGAUUACAGUUUUUUUCAGUCAUUUGUUCUGAGAAAAACAUUUAAAGAGGCACUGAUUUGUUGUUCUGCGUGCUUUAAAUGUUUGGGAUUUCCUCACAACAGAAAAUAAUUCUGAUUGGAUGUCGUCUAAUCUGCCUUAAACACGGUGUCGGACUCCAGUCUCACCAUUAAACCACAAGUCACUAUCCCAACAUUAGCAAUGAUUCUGACUGGUUAAACUUUCUCCUCACUUUGAAUAAGUAUUAGUUACUAAAAGACCCACCUGGAACCAGCAUCUCCUGUCUCAGCUCAUUAAUCUGCCACCUGGCAGAGUGGAAGCAAUGGUCAGUGUUUUUCCAGCAAAUAAAUGUUUUUAGCAUAAUUUACUUCAAAAUAGAAACAGAGGAUAAGUUGCAAUGAUGCAGGAAAAACAAAUUAUAGUCAAAUAUGUAAAGAACAGAACAGUUAUCAGGGUGGCUUUGUCAUUCUAAUGUUAUCAUUGUGUGUUUGGUGUGUGUGUUUGUGUGGGCGGGGGUAUUAAAUGUUUGAUCACAAAGAAAGACGACACACAUUUGGUGAUCAGGUACCUUUAUUCUUGUCUUUUUUUGAAGUUAUGAAUCAAAUAAUUUUUCCCGGCCUGAGCUCUGUAAGUACCAGGAUGUUCAUUUAAGUUUGUUAGUUUUGCUCUGUACUGUACUGUAAGUUGAAUCAGUCAUUUGAAUCUUUUCUGAUUUGUUGUUUUCUGUAAUGUUUGGUAAAAAUCUGGAGAGUGUGUGAUAUGAUUUCUUGUAUUUUAUCGGGAAUAGUUCUAUUUUUAUUGUGUUUAUUUGUUUUGGGUUUUUUCAUACAUUUUGUGUAAUCAGUAAUUAUCGAGUUUUAUUAUAAAAUCUCUCAUUUUUUAUUAAAUAGUCAGGUAUAUGACUGUAAAGUUUAGAUAUUAUUUAUGCCUCUGCAAUAUCUAAAUAUAACAACAUUUACUCAAUUAUCAUUGAAAAUAUUCAGAUACGGUAGAUAAAAUUUGACUUUAUUUUGAUAAAUGACAAAUAUAAAUUCUUUGCUUCAUAAUUAGUGACAUAACUAAGAAUAACAGUCGUUUAUGCAUCUGUUGAUUUUCAAAAGAAUAAAUGAGUGUUUCCCUGUGAUUCGUGUGGAUGGUACUUAAAUGAUGAAACAAAGCAUCUUCAUUCAGA